Patiria miniata (bat star) is the source of this 1788-nucleotide messenger RNA. RefSeq names its product ras-related protein Rab-4B. Gene Ontology annotation, cellular component: endosome. NCBI's taxonomy places the organism in Eukaryota, Metazoa, Echinodermata, Asteroidea, Valvatida, Asterinidae. Gene Ontology annotation, molecular function: GTP binding; GTPase activity. The record is from RefSeq and is a predicted model, not a curated record. The coding region runs from base 100 to 732 and encodes 210 amino acids. Gene Ontology annotation, biological process: Rab protein signal transduction; regulation of endocytosis. The transcript has 7 exons.
UACUUAGAUCAAGUAUCAUCUACGCCAUUUUGGAAAAUUGACGGGCGGACGCAUUUUUCUGCAUUUUUUCGCUGUGUUUGCUCAAGAAACACUUCGAAAAUGUCAGAGUCAUAUGAUUUCUUAUUUAAGUUCCUUGUCAUUGGAAGUGCAGGCACAGGAAAAUCCUGCAUCCUUCAUCAGUUUAUUGAAAGCAAAUUCAAACAAGAUUCAAAUCACACCAUCGGGGUAGAGUUUGGCUCCAAAAUCAUCAACGUUGGCGGCAAGUCAGUCAAAUUACAAAUAUGGGACACAGCUGGCCAAGAGCGGUUCAGAUCUGUGACGAGAAGCUACUACAGAGGUGCAGCUGGGGCGCUACUAGUCUACGACAUCACAAGCCGUGAAACAUACAAUGCACUCACCAAGUGGCUGACGGAUGCCAGGACAUUGGCGAGCCAUAACAUCGCCAUCAUUCUGUGCGGGAACAAGAAGGAUCUGGACGCAGACAGAGAAGUCACAUUCCUUGAGGCCAGCAGGUUUGCACAGGAGAACGAGAUGAUGUUUCUGGAGACGAGUGCCAUGACGGGAGAGAACGUAGAAGAAGCUUUCUUGAAAUGUGCAAGAUCAAUACUCACCAAGAUUGAGUCAGGUGAAUUAGACCCUGAGCGGAUGGGCUCUGGGAUCCAGUACGGCGACUCCACACUCCGAAAAGUCACAAGGACACCGGCUGGCGCCGACUCCAAAUGCUCCUGUUGAAUAUUCAUGGUAUGCAAAAAUAUUCCAGGCAGAUCAGAUCAGUUCUACAUGUACAGAUAUUUCAGUGCACACAGCAAGAAUUCCGCAUUGGCCGAGGCUUUGGGUUUAUUUUGUGAAUGCGCCUGUUAAAGGGGUCAUAACCAUUAAAAAAAAACAGCCAGGAGCAUACUUACAUGAUCCCUGCACUCAUGCUAAGGGGUGCAAACUUCAAGUGUCUACUGUAUGAGGCCCUCUCUGUGCCAUUAUGUAUGUGUAUACCGUGCACCUGUUGACACACAUAGCUGUGUGCCUUCCCCAAUGAUUGUAAAUCGUAAUCGAAAGACAGAUUCUCGGCUGGCAACAGUAAAGCAGAUAUUCUCAGCCACGCAUGCCCAAUAAGCCAAGGGAGUUGAGUUGCCACAUGCGCGAGAGAAACUCCAAAUUGGCUUACUGUAGUCAAUAACACAUGAUUAUUGUAAACAAGAUACAGAUGAUCAGAAAAAAAUCUCAUUUGAAGUAUGUGCACCCCAUCGACUAAAAAUUGCCAACUUUUUGGAAGUAAUUUUAAGAUGUACACUGUAACUACCAAAGAUCUUUGGCAAGGUAUCUAAAAGAAAUAAUCUGCUCAGAUUUGCUGUACUACAAAUAACAUGUACGCAGGAUUUGUCUGUAUACUGUAAAAUCUGUAUUACUUAGAAAGGUCUGUAUAUAUAUUUUAAUACUGGGGCUGACUUAACCAGAUGUGCUUGUUUUCAUUUCCGUUUUGUUUUGUGGUUCGAAAUGAUCGUUUAAGAGAAGAGUUUAUUGCUGUUCUUGAAAUAUUUGCAUUCACUGAAAGUCAAAGCACUCAACACAAUAACUAUGCUGAACCAAAAGAGUGCUUCUUAUAAUGUGAUCUCCACUCCUCUCCAAGAUUAAGGGCAUAUAGAAUCAUUUGCAUUUAUCUCAACGUAACCAAGAAAAUUAUUAUCAAAAAGUUUAAAGAUCGUACUGGUACCAACCAAACACCCCGUAAAAUAAUUCCGUUCUGGCUUGCUGUCAUUUAGAAGAAAUAAAUCAAAUGUAGGUGAUUUCCAA